Messenger RNA from Penicillium odoratum, 1905 nucleotides. RefSeq lists its product as uncharacterized. Bases 1 to 1905 code for a protein of 634 amino acids. The transcript has a single exon. The record is from RefSeq and is a predicted model, not a curated record. Lineage: Eukaryota; Fungi; Ascomycota; Eurotiomycetes; Eurotiales; Aspergillaceae.
AUGAAACGUCAUCAGGGCCCCAAUAGACCGCUGGAAACACCCCAAGCCCAGUUUAAAACUCCGAGUCGGCCAACGACAAGGGUCUCGAAAAGUACCACAUCGAAGAGGACUGCGUCUCCUCACAUAUUGGGAUCAACAAAUCCCCGAAAAAGAGACUCGUUGUCUAGUUCGCUAGCACAAUCCACUCUCACACAGAUCGACUUUGUGACACAAACAACACAGCCGGACGAUGAAGCACUCGAUUACCUCGAGGAUUCUGGACCGUGUCCCAAUACAAACGACCAACCUGUGCUCAUAAACGAAGAUAGUGAUGAUGGUCCCGACCACAGAUCAUCAUUGCGAUCCCGACCGGGUCGCUCGACAUUCGGAACGGAUAAUGAUAAUCCCAAGAGGCGACGAAAAAGUGUUGGAGUGAAUGGAAGGGGAUCGGAGCAAGGGAACAGCGUACGCAAGAACCAGACCCCUCAAUCCAGCGUUGGGCCCAACAAGAAGCGAAAAUCUUCAGAAAAGCCGACCGCGAAGCGCGAUAAGACCCUUACGCAAAUGGAUUUUGUGCGACGCUAUAUCCCGAUUGAUGAUGACGAUGACAACGACAUGAAUAUGGGAUAUAUACAACCCACGUUCCAGAGAAACAUACCCAAGGAUAUUAAAACGAAAGGCAAACAAAAAAUUACCGAUAAUGAGAGUCGACCAACGCCUAGCUCCGUUAAACGCAACCGCCGAUUCCCAGAAGUAGAGCUGGAUCUUUCAACAGGGGAGCCCAUAUCCGAUUCGGGAACCAGUCAAGCGGCAGAAAAUGGCAACAUUCUGCAUGAUGGGGCGAUGGUUGAUGGCCCGGUAACGCCACAAAAGCGAAAAAUCGAGAUUCCAUCUUCUCAAUCGCCAGAAAGCCCUGGGCUGGCCAUUAUUACAUCAUCCCAAUUUCGAACUGCGACCCAUUCGACCUCGAAACAAAAGAUUCGAAAUUUCGCAUAUGGACAAGAUAAUCACAUAAAGGAAGAAUCUCCCAAGUCUCCACAACGAGUGGAGGACUCGCAGGGCCAGGGACAUGGAUCUCCUGAGAAAACCCCCACAGCUGGCGCCAGCCAACGUCCUACAUUUGCAGAGAGGCUGGCUUCAUGUGCACCAUCUACUGAAUCGAUGGCCACUCCCAGACCGACAUCAAAUGUCCAACAGUCAAAAAGAACCGAACGACAGAGGACAGUGGUUUAUGAAACUGAUGCUGAAACUGACCAAAGCGGCUCGGAGGAUAACGCGAACGAUGGCCCUACAACACCGUCUCGAUCAGAUGAAUGUCAAGUCCAUGACACCCUUAUAAGCAACCAUAUUCCAUGGUCGUCUCUCGUCGAUGACUCGCAAGAACUUCCUUUGCCGAAUGUCCAAUCCUCAGACAAUCAAGAUGAUGACCCAGCGUCUGAAGCCCCAAUGUCGGAUGCUUCAUUGUACUACCAGAGAAUGCAACCGGCUACACAGUAUCCACAUGGAUCCAUUCCGUCACUCAAUACCCAAAGACUAUCUGAACUAUUCCCGAACGAAGGGUCCACACAAUAUGUCAAGUCUGCACCUAUACCUGCUGCACCUUCACUUUCAGGUCAAAAAUUCCCCGGGCCAUUCUUGCAAACCCAGACACAGUCUCAAGAGGGAGAAGAGCCUGAAAUUGUGCCAGAAUCGUCUCCUGUUCGAGGACAGGAGAACAGCAUGGAAGAAAGUCAGGUGGUAUUUCAGCGACCUCGCGUCCCGGAGUCGGUUCAAGUUGAAUCAUCCCAACCCGUUGCGCAGGCUCACGCCGAAAGGGGCAAUGCUUUAUCACGAAGUCAGCUUCUGACGUCAAGCGUUAUGGAGAGUGUGCCUUUACCUAACUUCUGGAUGGGGAGUCAGGAUAGUGUGGGAGAACCUUAUAGUUAG